This is a messenger RNA of Styela clava, 7369 nucleotides long. Its product is annotated as chloride channel protein 2-like. NCBI's taxonomy places the organism in Eukaryota, Metazoa, Chordata, Ascidiacea, Stolidobranchia, Styelidae. The record is from RefSeq and is a predicted model, not a curated record. Gene Ontology annotation, cellular component: plasma membrane. Gene Ontology annotation, biological process: chloride transport; transmembrane transport. Gene Ontology annotation, molecular function: voltage-gated chloride channel activity.
AUAUAAUCUUGUAAUAGAACUAACUACAGGUGGAAAAAUGCCUUCGACUGAUACUGAUCAGUCAUCACAGUCUACCUCAAAUGGGAAUGGACAAACUGUGCUUAAUUAUGAAGAAACACUUAUGUAUGGAAAAUAUAAAAAUACACUCGGAGCCUUUGCUAAAGAAGCUGCAUUGAAACUUCGGGCCCAGAGCCUUUUAGUAAAACAGGAAAAAACACCAUUACAUGAACCAACAAGCCCAACUAAAACAACGAAAUGUAAAGCAGCUUAUCUGCGCUUCAAAGAGUGGUUUUUAUAUCAUCUCGGUGGGGAUUAUAUUUUUUUGCUUUUUCUCGGAAUAUCUAUGGCACUUCUAAGUUUUGCUAUGGAUUAUUCUAUACAUGCGUGCCAAAAAGCUCAUUAUUAUCUUUAUCGGGAACUGAAAGGAUAUGUGUUUCUACAAUAUCUAACGUGGGUUGGAUUUCCAUUAAUUUUUAUCACAUUUUCUGUUGGAUUCGUUCAUAUUGUUUCACCUCAAGCAGUUGGAUCAGGUAUACCUGAAAUGAAAACUAUAAUGCGUGGGGUGGUUUUGAAAGAGUAUCUUACUCUCAGAGUACUCGUGGCAAAAAUGGUUGGCCUUGUUGCAUCACUUGGAAGCAGAUUGCCAAUUGGAAAAGAAGGUCCAUUUGUUCAUAUUGCCAGCAUUGUUGCUACUCUUCUUAAUGACAUUUUUGCAAUGUGCAAAGCUCGAUCAAAAACAGCUGGAUAUCGAAAUGAAAUGUUAGCAGCUGCUUGUGCAGUUGGUGUCGCAUGCAACUUUGCAGCUCCGAUUGGUGGUGUCCUUUUCAGCAUAGAAGUAACUGCAACAUAUUUUGCUGUAAGAGAUUAUUGGAGAGGUUUUUUCGGUGCCGUUUGUGGCGCUUUCAUGUUUCGCUUACUGGCGGUAUGGCAUAAUGAAGAAGAGACAAUUACUGCAUUGUUUAAGACCAAUUUCAGACUUCAGUUUCCUUAUGAUCUCCAGGAGUUUAUCGGUUUCACAGCGAUAGGAAUCAUUUGUGGAUUUGCUGGUGCUCUUUUUGUCUACAUUCACCGACUUAUUGUGAACUUUCAUCGAGAUCAUGACUUUAUUAAAAGCUGUUUAUCCCGUAGUCGUUUCAUAUAUCCAGCAUUGGUUUCGAUUAUUAUUAGUUCCAUUACCUUUCCUGGGGGUUUGGGACAGUUUAUGGCUGGAGAACUCACUUUGAAAGAAGCAGUUGAUACUUUAUUUGACAAUAAAACUUGGAAUAAACUCGGUUAUAUAGACGAGUCUGACGUUCUUACUGAUAUACAAGAAGGAUGGCAGCAUCCUACAGUCAACAUAUAUAUUACUUUGAUGAUUUUUAUUGUACUACAUUUUGCCAUGACAGCAUUUGCAAUAACUCUCCCUGUGCCUGCUGGUGUGUUCAUGCCAGUAUUUGUCAUUGGUGCAGCGUUUGGUCGAUUGGUUGGAGAAACUAUGUCUGCAUUGUAUCCUCAAGGAUUUGUCGGCAUGGGCGGCCAGGUUUUUCGCAUUGUACCAGGAGGGUAUGCUGUAGUUGGAGCUGCCAGUCUUUCUGGGGCCGUGACUCACACUGUAUCUACAGCUGUUAUUGUGUUUGAGUUGACUGGCCAAAUAUCACAUAUUUUGCCUGUUAUGAUUGCGGUAAUAAUUUCAAAUCUGAUUGCCCAACGACUGCAACUUUCUAUUUACGAUAGUAUAAUUGAAAUAAAAGAGUUGCCUUAUCUUCCAGACAUUAUAAGAGGGAAACGAAAGCUUAAGAAAAUUCUUGUAGAGGAUUUUAUGCUCAGAAAUGUGAAAUUCCUAACAUUGACAUCGACCUACAGAGAUGUAAAGUCGACUCUUGCUUUAUGUUCUGCAAAAAGUUUACCUAUUGUUAAAUCUGCAGAUGAUAUGGUUUUGAUCGGAUCAAUUCCUAGACAUUCGUUGCAACUUGCGCUUACAGAAAGAAUGACUGAUUGGCCUACAUCGUCAUCUCAUUCACCAACAAAAAGUGCAAUUAAAGAAGAGACUAAUGUUGCUUUGAAGGAGGUCCUAACUGAUGCAGGUAGCAGUAGUGGAAAAAAUGGUGCAAUUACAAUGCAUUCCGCGGAAGCAGAUCUAAAAGAUGUUUCACCUGUGGUUGUUCUAGAAAAGCCGGGAACUUCAGGAUCUAAAAUAUUAGAAAAUGAAAUUCUUGAUUCAAUUGUUGAUUUUCAGGAAUGCAAACUUGAUCCUGCACCAUUUCAAAUUGUUGAAAAAACAUCGAUUCAUAUGGUUCAUUCUAUGUUUUCAUUACUUGGUGUCACUCGGGCUUAUGUAACCAGCAUUGGCAGGUUAGUGGGACUUGUUACAAUUAAUGAACUUCGAACUGCGAUCGAAGCAGUGUCUUCCAAACGAAAGAAAAAACAAAAAGAGAAGAAAAAGGUUAUACACAAAGCAAAAUAUGGCACAAGAUCAGAACAAUUAACUUUUUUUGCACUUCAGCAAGAAGAUUCAGAAGAAACUGAACACGAUGAUUAUUAAGACAUAAUUUAAAAUAAUAUUCUAUAUUUUCUAUUUACUACAAUUUCUAUGCCAAAAGAUCAACAUGACAGCUUCCCAGCUUGUGCUAGCCAAAUAAGGUUUUUAUUUGCACAUGCUGAGGCUGGAAUGUAGAAUCACUCAGCAGUAUGGGCAUUUAUUAUUAUAAUGUUCGUUCUUUCCAAAUUUAGUAAAUCAAAUUCUUUGGACAACUACCCUACGUGACCUUUAAAAUUUUUUAUAUGCUUGUUUCCCCUUACUUGAAUAUGAAUUACUUAGGUUCAUAAUUAUUUCACAAUAGUGCCGUAGAUAAUUUUAUUCAUUAUCAUGCUAUCACAGUUCCAUCCAUCUAGUUAGUCGCUCCGUUCAAAAAAUCCCAUACCAUCUUAGACAUUGAUGUUCGCUGUCAUGUUCAUGCCAUGUUAGAUUCAACACACUUUAGCUAUGCUGUUUAUUUUCUUUAUUUAUUUUGAUUUUGCAGUGUCCAGUUUUUCUUCUUUAAUAUAAAAGCAUUUGAAUCAGAGUUUUUAUUUGUUCUAGUGUAUAAAAUACUAACUCUUCCUUUUGCAUGGAUCAUGCUGUCAAUACCAGUGAAAUAUGGAUCAUAUUGAUUUUGAUUUCAUUGGUAUAUAUAUUUUGAUAUUAUCAAGGGAGAGAUAUGAAUAAGGGUGGCAGGGUGCCAAUUUUAGAUUCUCAGAUUGGAAGAAUAUUGAAAUAGAUUAGAUGAAAUGAAUUUCCCCCAAACUCUACUUUAUUUCUUCAACAUUCAUUUGGUAUACAACUUACAACAAAGAAGAUUUAUAUCUUAAUUUUAGUUCCAUCCUUAAUUUCUUUUGAAUAUCGUUCAUUUGAUUAGAAUAUCAUAUUUUAUGUUUAUAAAACUGGCCUCAGAUCGUGGCUUGGCUACUUAAAUUCCACCAAAAAGUACUAAAGAUGUUUAUCAUCUGAAUUCAUAAAAUACAAUAUUUUAAAUUUAAUAGGCAAAUUUUCUGUUCAUGCUAUAAAAAUGUUAAAUUUUUUUUUAUUAUUUCUGUCGCGUCUCCGUUGGUUUCAAUAUAACUCAACUUAUUGAUAAUGAGCCACGAUGAAAACAUUGAUUCUUUGAUUGAUUAUUACAGUUCUUUGAUCAUUAAGAGUUUGAAAGGCUGACAUUUUAAAUGUCAUAAUCCACUACUUGUCCUCAAACACAAAGUAAUUAAGGUCAAUAUAGGAGUUUAAAUCAAUUGAAGGAAAACAUUAUUCUUUUUAUGUGCUCUAUUUUCGAACAAUAAUUAAGCAUGAUUGCUUUUAUAAAUCCUAUUACUCUAAGUUUGUUAGAAGUCGUUCCAAUUUGUUCUACAUCUCUGAUCCAUCCUACAAAAAAAUCAUGAUAUUUUGAUUUUUAAAGUUAUAAUCUUGUUGAGAUCAAUUUAAUCUGGUUACCUGAGUUUAUAAAGCUCUCACCAACACACUUUUUCAAUAGGAUUAAUGCUAGACAGAUGUAUUGAUUUGUCUAAGUAACUGGUUCAAAUUGAAAUUAGGCCAAUAUCAAAUGUAUUCCCAAUAUUAAAUUAUUAAAAGAAAUAUUGUAUUUUGAAUUGACAAUGGAAUGUGGGAGUAAAUUUGAAAUAUUAAAAUGAAUAUUUUUUCCUGUUGCAUUGUAACUUGUACGCCAUCAUGCUUCAAAACUCUGAUUUAUGCUUAGAUACUUUGAAUCCAAUAAUUGUGAUGUAUGUUAUGGUGGAGAAAUGUAUUUCAAUGCUUACUAAUUGGCUUUUAAAAUUAUAACAUCACCACAUAAUCGUUAGAAUUCUGAAAACAUGGAUUUUCACAUUUUUUAUAAUAAAUUUAUCAUUUUAAAUUUUGAUGGUGACAUUCCUAUUCGAUUAUACUUCUUUUAGUUUUAUUCCUGUUGUUUUUAGUUUCAUUUUCGAAAAAGGAACAAUGAGAUUCACUUUUUUUUAAUCUGCUUCGUCUUGGUUUCUGGUGUCAUUUCUUCAGCCCCACUGCUUCAAGCCAAUUAGUUAUGCAGGGUUCUUCCUAAUUACUGGAAAGAAGGUGCAUUGUGUAAACUGUGAAGGGAAAAUAUAAAUUGGAGUUAUUAGAACAUUUUUGAACUCAUGUGCUUUCCCUUUUACCCCCAACUACUUUUUUGAGUGGGCUGUCUUUCACUUUUUCAGUAAUUAUCAAAACCCUUAGGAAGUUAGCAUUUUUGCAUACAGAUUCUAUGUGUUUGUCACAAAGAAGUAUUAUGACACCCGUUUGAAAUACUAUCCUUGUAACAUAAAUUAGUUACUGCAUCUGCAUGUUGCUAUGUUUCAUGGUAUUUCUUUGUUGAAUGAUCAAUGAUAUGGUAAUUACUAGGAGUUGAAUAUUAUUGUAUUUAAAAUAUUGAAUUUCAUUUAUAUUGUUCCUAUUGUAUGCAAUUAAAUGCUUUUUCAAUUGAAAAAAACUCUUUGAAUUGAAUGUAUAGAACACUGUCAAAUUGUAUUUUUUAUUAAUACAGUAUUCUAAUGGCAGGGAUUUCAAAAUGGACAUUUGUAAAGACUAUAUUAUUUUACAUUGACUCGUGUAUAUCCUACUACUGUGAUUUUCACUCAUUACCCCUUGAACCUUACUUUUGUGUGUUCAGACAGUUGCAAUUGUUAAUUUUAUUAAUAAACGUUCUGAAAACUUGCUAUUGUUAGUAUCAUGUAUGUAAAAUAGUAUCAUGUGUUGGUGGCUGCAGUAAUACUGAUAUGGUUUUCCUUCAUCCAAGCAUUACAGUCCUCAUUGGCAGUGAACAGUUAUAUAUAAAACCAAGAUAUUUUAUCGUAUCAAGCUUGAUAUUCUCAAGUUUUCAACAAUUGAUUUUGAUAAUUCCAAAUGAAUAUUGCCAAAUUAUAUUUUAGCUCCUUACAUAGGGUUAGAUACCAGUGGUCUCUAGAACAUAGCCUAUUUCAGAGCGAGAAGUAUCAAAAGGGAUUUAUAAAAAAAAUAGGUUCUCAAAAUAAAAAAAUAAAAAAAACUUGACACUGAAUUUUGACUAAAUGUUUUAACUUCAACAACAAAAGCUUUCAUACAUUUCUCUACAAAUAGAGGUAAUUUUAAGUUCUUCAAUAUCGCAAAAUUAACUUCCAAUAUUUUCAAUAGUGUUUGAGCUAUAUUUAUUAGUUCAAACUUAUGUCACGGUACUUCACACCUUGAAUUAUAAUUUGUCAAAAGUGUAACAUUUAUGUGUUAAGAACUAAGGCAACCAUUUAAACUACUAUGUAGUAUGUUGCAAUUGUACUGUUCUUUUAAAAUAUAUACUUGCUUUAUCUAAUAAUGUGCCAUAUUUUAUUACGGACUUAUAAAACUGUUUUCAAAACAUUUGAACAGUUUGAUGUAGUUCAUUCAUGUCAUAUUUUACUAGCAACUUCUUCAAUCUCUCUUCUUGUUGCAUAUUUUCCUACAGAAAUUAUUAUUUUUGUUACUACAUUAUUGUAUAUUUGCUUCAUCUUAUUAUUAUUGACAUACAUUGGUGAUGCGAUGCGUUUAAUGAUCUCCUGCUUUUUAUGAAGUUAGUCAUGUGCACAAUUAAUUUCAAAAAUAACUUGUGUUCAUGUGCCUCAUUUGAAACUACCACAUACCAGCUACCACCCAUGUUUGACAAAAAUAAAUUUAUAUGAAAGUAUGUAUUACAAAUCCUUGAUUUACUCUUAUUAUGGGUCCCAUGGAGCCGUCUUGUAGAAAGGAUCUUUGAUUUAUUAAUUCUGAAGUUUAUCGAUAUUAUAGGCUAACAAAAUGUUGAGUUCAAAUUUUCAUUUUUGUGAUGAAACAGCAUUUUAAAAAAAACAAUUUGAUUGUUUAGAGCUUUUCUUAUAACUCCCUUCAUAAUAGAAAUUAUUGUGAAUAUCAAAAAUCUCAUUUCAUUUAUUUUUAAAGUGAGCAAAACAUUCCUGUGCAAUAUUAUUAAUGACACCAAUGUACAUAAAAUUUAUUGACAUCGAAUUUGAAUAUGAUAAUACUAUAUAUGUAUAUAUAUGUUAUGUACCGGCAAAUUAUAUUUUAUGGUUGCAGGAUCAGUCUAUUCAUAUGAUCAUUGUUAUAAUAUACAUUAUUUGAAUGGACUUAUUUUAUACUCGAAAUAUCAUGUAUACUCUAAACGUCUAGAGAGAUUUUCCAAAUUGUAUGUGUGUCUUUAUAAUUAAUAUUUGAAUUUAUAUAAAUUUUGAACAAAGAUGUUUCAUGUGUCAUGUUUUAGAAUUUUAUCAGGCACCUAAUUCUGUUUCAAGUUAUCUAAUAAAUGGGGAGAUGUGGAAAAGUCACAGUUAUAGUUCAUGAAAUUUGGCAUAAUCAUGAUUAUUUUGCCAAAAUUGCAAAAGUAAAAAUAGUGAUUCUGGUCAUUUGAUAAGGGGAGAUAUACUUCAAAAGUCACAUUUUAUUUGACAUUACAAAUUAUUAUAUAUUAUUAUAUCAUAGUUUUAUAUGAUGAAAUUAAGUACUGGUAUAUCAAACUUUGAAAUGCCAGUGUAUCCUAGUGUCUGACCAGCCUAGCAUGAUUUCUGUUAAUUUAUUGUCAUAGUCCUGAGUUGGGUUACAUGUAGUCAGAUACAAAAAAUAGAAGCUUCAACCAACAGGAGGCGAGCCAAAUGACAGUGCCUAUGAAAUUCAUAGUUUAAUAUCCUGUUAUGUCUAUUAUGUGACAAAAUUUUCAAAUAAUUUGUGUAUAUGCAAAAUUUAAAUGAUGUUAAAUAUUACACAAUUUGAAAAUCCUGAAAAACAUAUUAUUGAUUGUUUUUUGCUUGAUACACUAAUAUUAUCCAUUUGACUGAUAUAUACUACACUAUUUUUCAUCUACCUGUACUUUAUAGUUCUUUUCACGUGAUAUUUUUUGAAUUUUCAUGCAGA